This is a messenger RNA of Uloborus diversus, 1827 nucleotides long. RefSeq names its product endonuclease III-like protein 1. Gene Ontology annotation, molecular function: 4 iron, 4 sulfur cluster binding; DNA binding; oxidized pyrimidine nucleobase lesion DNA N-glycosylase activity. The coding region runs from base 220 to 1692 and encodes 490 amino acids. Gene Ontology annotation, biological process: base-excision repair; nucleotide-excision repair; base-excision repair, AP site formation. The transcript is spliced from 7 exons. The record is from RefSeq and is a predicted model, not a curated record. Gene Ontology annotation, cellular component: nucleus. Lineage: Eukaryota; Metazoa; Arthropoda; Arachnida; Araneae; Uloboridae.
GGUUUUGGUUCUAAAUCUGAACUCAUGUUUCGUUGUAGUUUUAUGACUCUACCCAAAGAAUUUCUGAAUUUUGCCUUCAUCUUUUAAUGGAAAUAUUUUUGAAGUAAACUGUUCACCAUUUACAAGGAUUUUCUGACUUGAAAAUUAGACUUUGACUCUUUUUCUAGUGACCCCUUCAAAUGCAAGAACCAAAUAUUAUUCUUAUUAGCAACAAAUUAAAUGCUGAUUGCAUCUAAAGUACUUCUCACCUUGAAAUCUAGAAGUAUUAUCUCUCGAGAAACAUUUUUGCAUUGCAUAAAUAUGUUGACCAAUGUACGAACCCUCAGAGCAAGAUCCCAGGUUAAACCUGAAGCUCAGAAUUUUCAAAAUGGAAGUUUUAAAAAAACUGAAAUUAAUGCACAAGUUUUUAAUUCAUCUGCAAUUCAAGUGAGGAAGAAGUCAACAAAUAAAAAGGAUUUGAAGACCAAUAUUGACGACGUCAAUAACGCAGAAUCAGUAAAUGUGAGUGAUAAAAUUCAAAGCUCUGAAAUCGAAGGUACUAGCAUAGUGGCUAAAGGAGAUAUUGCUUCAAAACUCGAAAAAAAAUCAUCAAGGAAAAGAAGUGGAAAUAGAAAGAUAAAAACUGAAUUGAAUGAGAAUGCAACAGAAUCAGUACCAACAAGCUGUGAGAUAAGUAUUAAAAGUGAACCACUUGAUGAUACUGUUUCAAACAAAGAACAACCCGUUGUUGAAAUUUUAAAAAGUUCAAGGAAAAGAAGUAUCAAAACUGAAAGCGAACCGUUUGAUAUUAAGAUAAAUAUUUGUGAUACAGAAGGCACAGACAAUGUUUAUAUGGAUUCUUCAGGCGCUCCUAUUUCCGCCACUAAAUCUCCGAGGAAAAGGCGACAAGUCAAAAGUGAGACAAAUGUCGUUAAGAGUGAGAAGGAAGCCAAGACAAUAAAACGAGAAGUUGCAGACAUUGAAGAUGCUGCUUGGGAGCCUGAUAACUGGAAGGAAGUCUGGGAGAACAUUUUGAAGAUGAGAAAAAUGUAUGUUGCACCAGUGGAUAGUUUAGGCUGUGAGGAGUGCCCCGAUAAAGGAGUGACACCAGAAGUUCAUCGUUAUCAGACGCUGAUUUCUGUGAUGUUGUCUAGCCAGACAAGAGAUGAAGUGACUUUUGCGGCAACUCAGCGUCUGAUAGAACAUGGUUUGACUGUGGAUAAUAUUCUGAAGACUCCUGAUGAAAAAAUUGGAAAAUUGAUCUACCCGGCAGGUUUUUGGAAAUCGAAAAUCCAAUACAUCAAACGAACAACGCAGAUUCUCAAAGACCAGUAUGGCAGCGACAUUCCUCGAACUUUUAAGGAGUUGUGUAAGCUGCCCGGCGUGGGGCCAAAAAUGGCCAACAUAGUGAUGAGUGUGGGCUGGAAUGAUACGGUUGGCAUCGCGGUCGAUACGCACGUACACCAGAUUUCCAACAGGUUGGGUUGGGUGAAGAAGCCAACCAAAGAGCCUGAACAAACAAGGAAAGCUUUAGAAAGCUGGCUUCCAAAAGAUCUAUGGAGACCAAUUAAUGUGACCCUUGUUGGCUUGGGACAAACCAUUUGCAGACCCAUUGGUCCAUCAUGUAGCAAUUGUCUAAACAACAAUAUCUGCCCCUUUGGAAGAAGUGAACUUGCUGCUAAAAGCACAAAGAAGCCCAAGAAGUUCUCAUAGAUCUUUGGAAAGAUGGUAGUUUUCAUUUGGUGGGCUUUGGACAGACAAUAUGCAAACCCGUGAAUCCAAAAUGCCAUCAGUGCUUCAACGUUCAACUUUGUCCAUUUGGAAAAAGCCAGUCAAAAUUAUGCAAAA